ACUCUAUCCUCUUCCCCGCUCACCCCUCCCCCUUCUCUCUCUUCCCAUUUUCGCUGUGAUCUUUCGCUCUCUCUCUCAAAUCCGACGCGGCUUCCAUUCUCCCUUCGAACGCCAUCGCAGGUCUCGUCAAUCGCCAAUCGGAGCUCUAGCCAAACACCCCACCCUCCGCCGCCUCAUCCCUCGCUCGACCGCAGCUCCCCGAUCGCCUCGCCGGUUAACGCCGACGUUAGCCCUGAGGUUUUUUUUGCCUUAAUUUUUUUAUGAAUUAUUGAAGAAUCUGCCUAUCUAUUAGCAAUGGCAUCAAGAUCAUAUACAAACUUUUCAGACUUGGCUCCUGGUGACCUCUUGGAUAUUGCUCCGACUCCCACUGCUCUUCCUCGUGUGAUUAAGACCCCGGGAAUAAUCUCCAAUUUUGAUGGUUAUAGCAGCACUGAUGGAGAUUCAGAUACCACUUCAUCCGGCUUCCGUGAGCGGAAAAUUCUGGUGGCAAAUAUGUUACCUCUACAAGCUAAGAGGGAUACAGAGACGGGAAAAUGGUGUUUCACUCAGGAUGAGGAUUCAAUACUACUACAGUUAAAGGAUGGAUUCUCAUCUGAUACCGAGAUACUCUAUGUGGGUUCUCUCAAGGCUGAAAUUGAUGCUAGUGAGCAGGAAGAAGUUGCUCAAAGAUUGCUGGAGGAAUUUAAUUGCGUUCCUACCUUUCUUCCUCAUGAUCUUCAGAAAAAAUUCUAUCUUGGAUUCUGUAAACAACAGCUGUGGCCGCUUUUCCACUAUAUGCUGCCUAUGUGCCCAGACCAUGGAGAUCGCUUUGAACGUUCUCUUUGGCAGGCAUAUGUGUCUGCAAACAAAAUAUUUGCAGAUAAAGUUAUGGAAGUCAUCAGUCCCGAGGAUGACUAUGUUUGGGUUCAUGACUAUCAUCUUAUGGUCCUGCCUACAUUUUUGAGGAAGCGGUUUAAUCGAGUUAAGCUCGGAUUCUUCCUCCACAGUCCAUUUCCUUCAUCUGAAAUAUACCGGACGCUGCCUGUUCGUGAUGAGAUCUUAAGAGGACUGCUGAACUGUGAUCUUAUAGGAUUUCAUACAUUUGAUUAUGCCCGUCACUUCCUCUCGUGCUGCAGCAGAAUGCUCGGCCUGGGCUAUGAAUCUAAACGAGGGCACAUUGGGCUUGAUUAUUUCGGUCGAACAGUCUACAUAAAGAUUUUGCCUGUAGGUGUCCAUAUGGGCCGACUCGAAUCUGUUCUCAAUCUUCCUGCAACAUCUGACAAGAUUAAGGAUAUUCAAGAGCAGUUCAAAGGGAAGAAAAUAAUUCUUGGUGUUGAUGACAUGGACAUAUUUAAAGGGAUCAGUCUGAAAAUUCUAGCUCUGGAGCAGCUUUUGCAUCAGAAUACACAGAUGCGGGGCAAGGUAGUCCUGAUUCAGAUUGUGAACCCUGCGAGGGGCUCUGGGAAAGAUGUGCAAGAAGCAAAGAAAGAGACAUAUUUGACUGCAGAAAGGAUUAACAAUGUCUAUGGCUCUGCUAACUAUGAGCCUGUUAUCCUCAUUGAUCGCCCUGUGCCUCGUUUUGAGAAAUCAGCCUACUAUGCUGUGGCUGAAUGUUGCAUAGUGAAUGCCGUGAGGGAUGGGAUGAAUCUAGUGCCAUACAAGUAUAUAGUCUGCAGGCAAGGAACUCCAAUGAUGGAGAAGGCAAUUGGCAUGUUAAAUGAUACUCCUCGGACGAGCAUGCUUGUAGUUUCUGAAUUUAUUGGUUGUUCUCCUUCCCUGAGUGGAGCCAUAAGGGUUAAUCCUUGGGACAUUGAUGCUGUUGCUGAUGCCUUGAGUCUGGCAUUAACAAUGCCUGAUGCCGAGAAGCAAUUGCGGCACGAAAAGCAUUAUAAGUAUGUUAAGACUCACGAUGUAGCCUACUGGGCCCGGAGUUUUGCCCAAGACCUGGAAAGAGCAUGCCGAGAUCACUACAACAAACGAUGCUGGGGGAUUGGCUUGGGACUGGGUUUCAGGGUUGUCUCUCUGUCCCCCAGCUUUCGUAAGUUGGCUACUGAUUGCAUUGUCUCUGCAUAUAAACGCACAAAGAGGAGGGCCAUAUUUUUGGACUAUGAUGGCACUCUUGUCCCUGAGACUUCCAUCAGCAAAAUGCCCAGUCACGAAGUUCUUAGUGUUCUGAAUUCUCUCAGCAGUGAUCCCAAGAACACCGUGUUUAUUGUCAGUGGGAGAGGUAGAGAUUCAUUGAGCGAGUGGCUGGCUCCCUGUGAGAUGCUCGGUAUAGCUGCUGAACAUGGGUAUUUUAUCAGGUGGAAGAAGACAGCUGACUGGGAGACUACUUGUGUGGGUGCUGAUCUCGAUUGGAAAAACAUUGUGGAGCCUGUAAUGAAACAAUAUAUGGAGGCAACAGAUGGCUCCACCAUUGAAUAUAAGGAGAGCGCUGUGGUAUGGCACCAUCAGGAUGCAGAUCCCGACUUUGGUUCAUGCCAAGCGAAGGAACUUUUGGAUCAUCUUGAAAGUGUGCUUGCUAAUGAACCUGCGGUCGUGAAGAGGGGCCAGCAUAUUGUUGAAGUUAAGCCUCAGGGAGUGAGCAAAGGUUUUGUGGCGGAAAAGGUCCUGAGCACGAUAAUCAACAGCAAUGAGCCCCCCGACUUUGUCAUGUGCGUAGGUGAUGAUCGAUCGGAUGAGGACAUGUUCGAGAGCAUACUCAGCACCGUGUCCUGCCCUUCCCUCCGCGUGAUGCCGGAGAUCUUUGCCUGUACUGUUGGGCGUAAGCCCAGCAAGGCCAAGUACUACCUGGAGGACGUGGGCGAAGUUGUCAAGGUCCUUCAGGGCCUCGCCAAUGCCUCGUGUCCAAAGGCUCGGACUCCCUCACAAGCACAGAUCUCUUUCGAGAGUACUAUCUGAUGAGCCGAGCGGUACGAGGUCUGGAAAGCUCGGCACCUCGUGGGACAGAUACGGUGCAAUGCGUGUCAGUAUGUUCCCCUUAAAUGAGGGGAAUCGGGCCGAUGGAGAGGGGUUUUUCAGGCUCAAAAUUAGGCGGAGUUAUCAGGGUGGGGAAGCUCAGGAAGGUAGAAUGUGCGACUAUUGCUGCUACGGGGAAUGAGGUGCCGGGAAGAGUUGGGAUUUUCAUGGUGCCAACAUUUAACGCCGAGUCCAUUUGGGGGGGCCUAGUCAGAUGUCUAUGAUGAGAUUAGAUCUGUCACCGUGUUGGAGGGUGUCGCUUAGAUUUGUAUAGUUUUUCUUUUGCUUGACUUACAAUUUGUGUAGUUUUCAAAUGCGAUCAAUGCAUAGACAGUGUUGGCUUGUGCCUUGUCCCGAGCUCUUGUUAUCUUAUUAA
Messenger RNA from Punica granatum (pomegranate), 3313 nucleotides. The record is from RefSeq and is a predicted model, not a curated record. NCBI's taxonomy places the organism in Eukaryota, Viridiplantae, Streptophyta, Magnoliopsida, Myrtales, Lythraceae.